AUGGAGGGCAAAAAAGGAAGGCGAAGUCGCGACGGCGCACGGGACAGCCGGGGAAAGGAGGACGAUGAGAAUCCAAGGGAACGAGGAGGGAAAGGGGAAAGUCGGCAUCCGGAUUCGAACAAGCGGGAUAGGGAAAGGGAGAGAGGAAGGAGUAAGGAGAUUAGGAACCGUGAAAGGAAAGGGAAAGGGCCAGAAGGUGACGAUGCAGAUGCGAAGGAGGAAGAGGAGAGGAAGAAGACGAGACAGGAGAGUGAUGAAUGGGGGGGAUCGGAGAGUGAUGGGAGUGGGGGUAAGGAGAAGGAGGAUCAGGAGAAGGGGAAGGGGAAGGGGAAGGAGAAGGAGAAAGAGAAGGAGAAGAGCAGCUGCCGUCACGGAAAGGGGAAGGAGAAGGGGAAAGGGAAGGGGAAGCGGCGAAGGAAAGAUUCUAGUAGUGAAAGUGAGAGUGAGAGUGAAAGCGAGAGUGGAAGCGAGAGUGGAAGCGAGAGUGGGAGUGAGAGUGAUGAUGAGAGUUCGGAAGAUAGCGAGGAGGAGAGGAGGGAAAGGAAAAGAGCGAGGAGAGAGAAGAGGAGAGGAAAGGAAGGGAGCAAGUCGAGGAAAAAGAAGAAGAGGAAGAGAGGGAGUGAUGAGGACGGAGAGGAGGACGAGGAGGAAGAAGAGACCACGUCGGAGAGUAGUGGGAGUGAGACGGAUGAGAGGAGGCUAGAGAGGAGGAGGAAGGAGAGAGAGCAGAGGAAGAAGGGGAAGGAGAGAGAGAAGAAGAGGAAGGAGAAGAGGAGGAAGAAGAAGGAGAAGAAGAAGGAGGAGAAGAGGGAGAAGAAGAAGGCGAAGAGAGAGGCUAAGAAAGAGGCCAAGUCCAAAGGGCCGGUCAUGGAGUAUGGAAAGUACGGCAUUAUUCGAGAAGUGGACAUGUGGAACAAACGACCCGAGUUCAGUGCAUGGCUGGCUGAAGUGAAAAAGGCGAAUCUGGAGCAAUUGAGCGGUUUUGAGGAGAAGAACCUUUUCAAGGAGUUUAUGGAAGACCACAACACUGCCACGUUCCCAUCCAAAAAGUAUUACAACUUGGCAGCAUGGGAGCAUCAGCAGAUGACGAAGAGGAAGGGACGGCCGGACAAGCCGUCUGGAAAGGAGAUGACGGAGUUUAAUGAUGAGGAUGCGAGGAGGGAGGAGAUUCGCAGGGCGAGGGAGAAGCAGAAGGAGGAGGAGGUGCUGGCGCUCAAGCGCAGCAUGGAGUCGGGAAUGGCGCAAGCAAUGAGGGACCAGGAGCGACUCAAGGAGGAGCUGCGCUUCCUCUACCAGAUUGGAAACUACGAGGGAGCUGCUGCCAUUCAAAAGAGGCUUGAGCCAGAUGAUCCUGCUAAGCGGUAG
Closterium sp. Naga37s-1 is the source of this 1365-nucleotide messenger RNA. Lineage: Eukaryota; Viridiplantae; Streptophyta; Zygnematophyceae; Desmidiales; Closteriaceae. The record is from the annotation of a GenBank genome assembly.